UCUUCUUUUGAGUUGAAACUUGAAACUGAAACCCUAGAAAAACAAACAUCGCAUACUCACCGAGAUCUCAACCGUUUUCUCCGAUGGCCGGUCAAAGGAGUUCUCACGGGAAGCGUUCCCACUCUCAAUCGGAUUCCGACCACCACAACAACGGCGGCGGAAACAAAAACAAGAGGAGGAACCCCGGCGCUGACGACAACAACAGGGACCAAUUCCUCAUCAAUCAGGACGACACCGUUUACCGUUACCUCUGCCCUAUUCGCAAGAUCGGCAGCGUCAUCGGCCGCGGUGGCGAGAUUGUCAAACAGCUCAGAUCCGACACGAAAUCGAAGAUUCGUAUCGGCGAAUCGCUGCCGGGAUGCGAGGAGCGAGUGAUUACGAUCUACAGCACCGCUGACGAGGCCAACGAGUUCGAGGAUAGCGGCGAUUUCGUGUCGCCAGCGCAGGACGCGCUGUUUAGGGUUCAUCGUCGAGUUGUCGCUGAGGACACGCGCGGCGGCGAGGAUGAUGAGGAUGAUCAGGACGAGGAUGAGGGAGGGAAAGGGAACCAGGUUACCGCUAAGCUUCUGGUGCCGUCGGAUCAGAUCGGUUGCGUGAUAGGAAAAGGCGGCCAGAUUGUUCAGAGCAUCCGGAGCGAAACGGGCGCGCAGAUUCGGAUCCUUAAGGAUGAACGCUUACCUGCUUGCGCCUUGAGCUCUGAUGAACUUGUUCAGAUUUCUGGGGACGCUGCUGUUGUGAAGAAGGCUCUGUAUCAAAUAGCGUCUCGGCUUCAUGACAACCCGUCACGGUCUCAGCAUCUGCUUACUUCUGCGGUUCCCGGUGGAUAUGGGACUGGCGGUUCACUUGUGGGUCCUACUGCAGGGGCUCCAAUUGUGGGAAUGGCUCCUCUUGUGGGUGCUUAUGGAGGGUAUAAAGGUGAUGCUGGUGACUGGUCCCGGUCCUUGUAUUCGGUUACAAGGGAUGAAGCAUCUAUGAAGGAAUUUUCAGUUCGAAUUGUUUGUCCAACUGGAAACAUUGGAGGUGUGAUAGGUAAGGGUGGUGGUAUAAUUAAUCAAAUUAGGCAGGAUUCUGGGGCAACAAUUAAAGUUGAUAGUUCCGCAACUGAAGGAGACGACUGCUUAAUAACCAUUUCAACAAAGGAGUUCUUUGAGGAUUCUUUCUCUCCAACAAUAGAAGCAGCUGUGCGUUUGCAACCCCGUUGCAGUGAGAAAGUUGAAAGAGAUUCAGGGAUUGUGUCUUUCACUACACGAUUGCUGGUGCCAACAUCACGAAUUGGUUGCCUUAUUGGUAAGGGAGGAACAAUCGUAACUGAAAUGAGGAGGCUUACAAAAGCUAACAUCCGCAUCUUAUCGAAGGAAAAUCUUCCUAAAAUUGCAUCUGAAGAUGAUGAAAUGGUGCAGAUUUCGGGAGACCUGGAUGUUGCCAAGGAUGCUCUUGUUCAAGUACUCACACGAUUAAGAGCAAAUCUUUUUGAUAAGGAGCGUGCUGUCUCAUUCCUUCCAGUACUGCCAUAUCUUCCUGCUUCCGCUGAUGGAUCAGAUGGUUUGAACUAUGAUGGUAGAGAUGGUAAACGACAUGGACGCUCUUAUUCAGGUGCAUAUGGAAGCUCAAGUGAUUUGGCAUCUGGGGACAGUUAUGGAAGCUUUGGAAGUUCGCAGCUUGGUAGUGGCAAUGCUUACGGAGCUUAUGGAAGUUAUUCUUUGGGACGGACUAGUACUUUGGGGUUAUCUAGUCAGAAUGGGGUUUCUCGAAGGAGAAAUGCUUACUAAGACUUGACGUGCCGCUCCAGGUGUUAAUAUCUUCCUAUGCCAUAAGCAAGGGUGUGCUGCAUUGUGUAACUGAAAAUUCAUAUUUAUGUAGUUUUGAGUACAUCAAAUGUGAUGAAUUAAAGGUAUGAAAGCUGUUUUCAUAUGUGCAGUUGACUGCACUGUUGAAGCUCAUAGUGAAACACUUACUUGGCUAUGGCAAUGCAUUGGGGGACAUUUAUAAUCUUUGGUGAUUCAGAAGUAGAACAAUAUCCCGUUUCUUGUCUCUUCUGCUUUGCCAAUGUGGUACAUACCUGGUCUUUGUUUUCAAAUUUUGUACCUAGUGCAUGGUCUUAUGUUUGAGCUUAAUUAGUAUUUAAGUGCUUGGUGAAGUUAUUGCAUUUACCCCAUUUUUUCCAUUUAUUCAUGGUGUUAGGCCGUUGGAUUACUUGCAUUAGUCAUUGGUUUGAUUCUUAUGACACAAUGGGCCCUGCAUAAAGGUUUGCCUUUUUUUGUGGGGCUAAAGUACCCAAUUGGGAUGAAUUAAAAGCUAUUUACCACAUUGGUAUGAUUUUGAAAUUAUUUCCCACUUUGCCAUUGUUUUUGCCGUGCGGGCAAAAACAAAAAUAUUUUUGUCCUCUACAAGUAUUUACGCGAGUCCAAUUAGGGCAAUAUAUAGUCUAUAUGAUAGAUGCAAACAUACCAAUUUCGGAUAGCGGCGCGUACUCGCCUAACCCAAAAACGCUAUAGCUGAAUAGCGGGGAGCGGUAUAGCCUGUAUGCUUGAACAUGGAACCAAAAAGUGGCGGGCUUGCCGGAACAAGAAAUGGAGUAAUGAAAGGCCAACUAGACGAGAAGAGAGGUGGGCUCGCCAAAACAUACAUGGCAUUGUUGGAACAUGGAGCAAAGUAGUGAACAAAGGCCAAACAAAUGAGAAAGCUAAGGUGGCCUUGUCGGAAAAAUUGCUAAAUUAGUCUAAGAGCCCGUUUGUAUUGACUUAUCAAAAAAGUCCUUUUCAUGACUUCCUUAUUUUAAAAGUACUUUCUAUAAAUGCUACAACUAUUUAGAUUUUUAAAAAAUAUUUAAUUUAAAAAAAAAAUAUUUGGCUUUCGACUUUUGUUUUUUAUAGAAGCUAAAAUUUUUAGCUUCUGAAAAAAGCAGGUUUUUGACUUUUUUUAUGACUUCUGCUUUAAAGCAGGCAUGCAAACAGACUUUUUACGAGAAGUGAUUUUUUUCUUCUUAAAAAAAGCACCUCUUGAAGAAAAAAAAGCCCAUCCAAAUGGGCUCUAAAACAGAUGAGAAAAGAAGUGCAACAAUGAAAUUGUGGUGGGCUUGCCGAAAAAUUGCAUGUCAUUAUUGGGAUUGAUGGAAAAGCCUAGAGAGAGAGCAGUGAGUUGAGAGAGGCAAUGAGUCAAGAAAAUAGGGGUCAGAAUUUGAUGUUACCCCAUUGAAUUGCUCAUGGAAAACUAAAUACACCAAGGCAAAGAAGGGAUUUAUCCUUCACUCUAGCAGCAUGAUUUUGUCGCAUUUUAGGCCGAUACAGCUGCUACUCCAAGUUGUCAAGAAAAUAGGGCUCCCCCCACCAUGUAUCGCUACAAUGCCACGAUAGCGGUGAAUUGCAUGCGAUCAAUAAUCUAGUGUAGAUGUUCAACAAAAUAGCUAUAUAUAGGAUUUUGCAUCUAUGAAGUAGACCGUAUGGUAUGCAUUUGCUACUUGACCCAUGGUUGUUAAAUCAGGAUUUCAAUUGCAAAUCGGAAAGCCUAUUUUCCGAAUCGUGAAUUGUAUGAUUUGUGAUCAAUGAUUAGAAGUUAUCUAAAUAUAUUUAAUACAUAAUGAAACUAUCAAAAAUGGUGUACUAGUUUAGAAAUAGAAUAACUUUUUAUUUCCUUUUAUAUGCACAUUUAUUAAUGACCCAUCCAGGCUAAACUAUCAAUUUGGUGAUAGUUUUCAACACUUUACCCCACAAUGUGGUUGUGUUUGGUGCUCCAUAUUUCUUUUUCGUUUAAUCUAUGUGACAUUUGUGUUGUUUCAUGUGGACUAAUGUUGAGAUUCCAGUAACACAUUAAGAGUAUAUAUUCUUUCGUGAUUGUAUCUCAUUCAGCUCUUCUAUGGCAUAGUGGUUUGGUAUGAACCUGUUAUUAAUUAUGCUAAAAAUGGAAAUAUACUUCUAGAUAGAUUCAAACUGGUCUCCUCUAUAGUUAUUAUCAGGCAGUGAUCAUUUGAACUAGAGAACAUGGGACUAAAAGUCUAAAACCAUAGACUCUAGAUAAUCCAAUGAUAUCAUCCAAACUGGUUUUGAUGGUUUUAUAUUGUUUUGGCCUGUUUUUCAUUGGUUCUUGGUUCCUUCAGUUUUAUGGGCUGAAUGGACUCAAUACAAGACUGGUUCAUUGGUUUUCUUGUCGAACAGGCUGCUUUUGUCCUGUUUUUUAUUCUAUGCUUAUAACUACAAUUAUGUUCAAGUUAUUCGUUUUUAUUAAACCCACUUGUAUCUUUUGAAGCAGUUCAAUCAUUCCGUCAACAAAAUUUCAAUUACAUUAUUUUUUUAAUGGGUUAGUGUUUAGCAUUAAUUUUAAGGGAGAGAAGUUUGAAUCCCAUUCUUAGAUAGGAAUCAAAUCCAGUACCUGUAGCAUAUGGAUGUUCAGGCCUGUGAGUUGAGUUGGGCUUGGCUGGUCUGUUUGACAAGUUUCAGGCAAUUAAACAGUCUUCAUGUGACUGACAUGACAUUUGUGCUAAAAAAAUUAUUUUACCAUAUGGAUGUUUUUUUUUUUUUUGUUCACAAGCAUUUGUGCUAGCCUACAUAUUUGCCAUGUAAAUCAGCGCAAAUGGUUACAUAGCCCUUAAAAAAGAGGGAAACCACCUCCAUGUGGUAGUUUUUUGUUUAUUAACCUGGGUGCUUUACCCUGUGUGACUUAUGUUUAUGCAAAUAGAGUUACUUGUAUAAUAUUACCUUAAGUACUUGUCUGGAAAAUUUGGCCUUCGUUGAACUAGGAACAGGAAGCUUGGAGGACCCAAAUUUCUUUUGGAUGUGAGUCUUGCCCUCUUCUAGGUUUGGAUAAACAUGAAACAAAUGUUAACAUGCCAUUUUGAUGAUUCCUGGGAUUUUGGAAAUCAUUCAAGUAAUAUUUGGAGAUAUUGUGGGUAAUUGAAAUUCAGUGACUUGUGUGGUAUGUUCUCCCCUUUCCCUCCUCCCUAUUCUUGCUCUGUAACUUUAAUUGAAUGCAACUGUAUUUCUUCCUCCAGGGCACUUCAGGUAUGGAACAGGUAAGCUUGGCUUGUAGAGUAGGUAUAUUAGGUCUGAAAAAAUGUAGGCAUAAUAUCUUACCCCGUAAAGAAAAAGAUAGCAUAACUAAAGUUGCUUUAUGAUUUUGUUCUCUAUGUUCCCGUCCCCCUUCCUUUUCGGUUAACUCGUAUCAAAGGAAGUGAUAUUGUAGAAUUCCAACGGAUGAGUUGGAUCAGAUCUUUUCCACCGUCCAUCGCCUUUGACUAGGAGUCUCUGAUCGUGGUUCAAGGAUGGUUUAUCUAAAAACAGAGAGAGAUGAAGGAAAAUUUAGUGGAGGGACCUCUUUUAAGUUAAUCUGAUGUUUUGGUUGAAUCAUUGUUCAGUAUGACUUUUUUGCUUUCUAUUGGUGAUGUAGAUCUGUUGUGUUGUUCCAACUUACAUAAUUACACUCUUGUAGAUUUACACAACUGUCACUCUGCACGCUGAGAUAUUACAAGCUUAGUGUGUGCAGCAUCUUAAAAUAUACCAAAA
Molecule: messenger RNA, 5495 nt
Organism: Gastrolobium bilobum
Lineage: Eukaryota; Viridiplantae; Streptophyta; Magnoliopsida; Fabales; Fabaceae
Product: KH domain-containing protein HEN4-like
Exons: 7
Coding region: 84-1769 (561 amino acids)
Biological process (GO): regulation of gene expression
Cellular component (GO): cytoplasm; nucleus
Molecular function (GO): mRNA binding
Source: RefSeq, a predicted model, not a curated record